CAGAACUUCCCUGUUGUUUGAUGGUCAUAGGCUCCCAUAUCAAGCUUCUCCCUCAUCCCUGCUCCCAGCACCCUGGGGCCCCAAGCACUGCUCGACUUGGAUGCAGUGGGGCCCAGAGGGUGACUGUGCCACGCUUGGGGGUAGCCCUGUCUGUCACAGGUUCUGAGUGAGCACCGUCUUUGUGGAUCCCUAAGCACAUCUCGUGGAGAGAGGCCAAGCCAAGUAUCCAGCGGAGCCCCAUGAGCUUGAGGGCAAGCCCAAGGACACCUUAUCUCUCUCCUGACAUCCUUUCUGGUCUGACACGUGGUCGUCGUCAGUGUUAUUAAAGAGAAGACCAAGGCUGGGUUAUCACUGGAAGAAGGAAAACCGAGCAGCCAGCUGGACUAAGGGCAGGCAAGACAAGACGAAAGGCAGGGCAGCAUGAGCCGAUCACCCCCCAACGCCAUACAACUCCGAUCCGUGGGCUCCCAGAGUACCAUGGCUUCCCUGCCGCAACUGUCUGCUGUCCAAAAUCCCUCCUCUCACUCUUGGACCUCUCUGUGUGGGUCUCCUCCCUGGGGCCUCAGCUGUCUUCUGGCUCUGCAGCAUAUCUUGGUCCUGGCUUCUCUGCUCUGCGCCUCCCACCUGCUCCUGCUUCAAAGUCUCCCUGCAGGAGGACUCUCUUCCUCUCCUGCCCAGCUCCUGGCCUCCAGCCUCUUUUCAUGUGGCGUGUCUACAGCCCUGCAAACUUGGAUGGGCAGCAGGCUGCCUCUUAUCCAGGCUCCAUCCUUAGAGUUUCUUAUCCCUGGUCUGGUGCUGACCAGUCAGAAGCUACCUCUGACCACCCGGACACCUGGAAACUCCUCCCUUGUGCUGCGCCUGUGUGGGGGACCUGGCUGCCAUGGCCUGGAGCUCUGGAACACUUCUCUCCGAGAAGUGUCCGGGGCCGUGGUGGUCUCCGGGCUGCUGCAGGUCACGCUGGGGCUGUUCGGGGGUCCUGGCCACUUGUUCCCCCACUGUGGGCCCCUGGUGCUGGCCCCCAGCCUAAUUGUGGCAGGGCUCUCGGCCCACAGGGAGGUAGCCCUGUUCUGCUCUGCUCACUGGGGCCUGGCAUCGCUGCUUAUCCUGCUCAUGGUGGUCUGUUCUCAGCACCUGGGCUCCCGCCUGUUACCGCCGCACCCCUGGAGGCCAGCUUCAACUUCUCCAACCCACACUCACAUCCCUGUCUUCAGGCUCCUCUCGGUGCUGAUCCCAGUAGCUUGUGUGUGGAUCAUCUCUGCCCUUCUGGGUCUCAGCAUCAUCCCCCGGGAGCUGUCUGCCGAGGCACCGUGGUUUUGGCUGCCUCACCCAGCUGAGUGGCACUGGCCCUUGCUGACACCCAGGGCUCUGGCUGCAGGCAUCUCUAUGGCCUUGGCAGCUUCCACCAGCUCCCUGGGCUGCUACGCCCUGUGUGGCCAGCUGCUGCAUUUGCCUUCUCCACCUCCGCAUGCCUGUAGCCGAGGGCUGAGCCUGGAGGGUCUGGGCAGUGUGCUGGCCGGGCUGUUGGGGAGCCCCAUGGGCACUGCAUCCAGCUUCCCCAACGUGGGCACAGUGAGUCUUCUCCAGGCUGGAUCUCGGCGAGUGGCCCACUUGGUGGGGCUGCUCUGCGUGGUGCUUGGGCUCUCCCCGAGGCUGGUCCAGCUCCUCACCACCAUCCCGCUGCCUGUGCUUGGUGGGGUGCUGGGGGUGACCCAGGCCGUGGUUCUGUCCACUGGAUUCUCCAGCUUCCACUUGGCUGACAUUGACUCUGGGCGGAAUGUCUUCAUUGUUGGCUUCUCCAUCUUCAUGGCCCUGUUGCUGCCAAGAUGGUUUCGGGAAGCUCCAGUCCUACUGAGCACAGGCUGGAGCCCCUUGGAUGUGUUACUACGCUCACUGCUCACAGAGCCCAUCUUCCUGGCAGGACUCUUGGGCUUCUUCCUAGAGAACACCAUUCCUGGCACACAGCUUGAGCGAGGCCUAGGUCAAGGGCUGCCAUCUUCUUUCACUGCCCAAGAGGUUCGGAUGCCUCAGAAGUCCAGGGAGAAGGCUGCUCAAGAGUAUGAGCUUCCUUUCUCCAUCCAAAACCUGUGUCCCUGCAUUCCCCAGCCCCUCCGUUGCCUCUGCCCACUGCCCGAAGACUCUGGGAAUGAAGAAGGAGGGCCCUCUGAGCCAGGAGAGACAGCCGACUUGCUGCCUGGCUUUGGGGAGCAGUGCCCUGGGUCUAGCAGAGAAGAACUUAGGUCCCAGUAAUUACCAGGACUCCAGCUUCCACCUUGAUUACUUUAGCCCUAUCUCUCAGCUUGCUGGAGAGCCAGAUCCCAGGCUCUACUUUCUCCCAGGGAGAGGAUGUGUGUGUGUGUCUCACACGGGCCCACCUAAAGGUCUCAUUUCCCAACAGGUGUGUUUGCCUUUCCUUUUCUUAAUUAGGCCCAACUGUUCCAGAGCAGGGCCAUGGUUUAGUGGGCCAUGAUUGAAUGAUAUUUUGCCUGUGAACUAUCUAUACUCGAACCCCAGCAUUCACUAACUGAUAUUUAUUGUGCCUCCUAUGUGCAAGGUCCUGGAAAUACAGAUAUGGAUAAGACAGGGUCCCUGCCCUCUCAAACACUUAUGGUUUAAAAAGACAUGUAAUUACCAACUAAAAUCCAAAGCAGUCUGCA
This is a messenger RNA of Balaenoptera acutorostrata (minke whale), 2654 nucleotides long. RefSeq names its product solute carrier family 23 member 3 (gene SLC23A3). The record is from RefSeq and is a predicted model, not a curated record. The transcript has 13 exons. Gene Ontology annotation, cellular component: membrane. Gene Ontology annotation, biological process: transmembrane transport. Lineage: Eukaryota; Metazoa; Chordata; Mammalia; Artiodactyla; Balaenopteridae. Bases 421 to 2247 code for a protein of 608 amino acids. Gene Ontology annotation, molecular function: transmembrane transporter activity.